Hypoxylon fragiforme is the source of this 519-nucleotide messenger RNA. RefSeq lists its product as uncharacterized. The coding region runs from base 151 to 420 and encodes 89 amino acids. The transcript has 2 exons. NCBI's taxonomy places the organism in Eukaryota, Fungi, Ascomycota, Sordariomycetes, Xylariales, Hypoxylaceae. The record is from RefSeq and is a predicted model, not a curated record.
CCAUGGGACCGCAGCUUUGGAAUCUUCCAGCCCAUUUCCCACGAAAAACACCCAUCUCCAAUGUUGUUACUGCAUUAUCCCCAGCGAUAUGUAUGAAGACGGCAUAUGCUAUCUUAUUGCUCCUGGUGGUAUAUGAUAUAAAGGACGAGGAUGAGAUGCAUAUCCAUUGUUAGGGACCAGGCUGAUCGACUUUCUGCUCAGCGUGCUUGCGGUUUUCUUCGCCCCCGUGCUGGACUUGGCAGACCCAUUCAACCUUGGGGGCUGUAUUUACUUCUCGUUGAUUUGAUCCUGAGUCUUGUCGUUUGCGAUACAGUGCCGUUGGUUGGGGGCCAACGGAUUAGGAGGAAGGGCUUGCUGAGAUACCCAGCGUUUUGGCACAUGUUGUGGAAUUUCUGCGGCGGCUCUAAGCGAGGAGGGUAGACGCCGAAAAACCCCCUAUGUGGAUGCAGGAUGGUGGAUAUAUUACUUAUUAUUAUGUUACUAUUUCAAUUCAAGACGUCCUAAAGUUCGACGAAGCUA